Pseudophryne corroboree (corroboree frog) is the source of this 5580-nucleotide messenger RNA. It is a transcript of the gene SALL2, whose product is annotated as spalt like transcription factor 2. The transcript is spliced from 3 exons. The coding region runs from base 335 to 3685 and encodes 1116 amino acids. Gene Ontology annotation, cellular component: nucleus. Gene Ontology annotation, biological process: regulation of transcription by RNA polymerase II. Gene Ontology annotation, molecular function: RNA polymerase II cis-regulatory region sequence-specific DNA binding; DNA-binding transcription factor activity, RNA polymerase II-specific. The record is from RefSeq and is a predicted model, not a curated record. Lineage: Eukaryota; Metazoa; Chordata; Amphibia; Anura; Myobatrachidae.
CCUGAGAGUUUGGGACAAGAGCUUCAGAUAAAGCAAACACAGGGAGAGAUUAAAUAUGCUACAGGCAGUGAGACAAAGAAAGUUCCUGUUACAUUUGUGAGGGAUAGAUAGAUAGAUAGAUAGAUAGAUAGAUAGAUAGAUAGAUAGAUAGAUAGAUAGAUAGAUAGAUAGAUAGAUGUAGGGACUGUUAUAAGAUUAACCAUGAUAAAUGGCAUCCAGUAUUGAGCAGGAAAGAGGACAAAGAAGAAUCUAGCCCAUUGUGACGGAGCAGCAGAGAUCAGAUUCUGCACUUGUUCUGUGGAAGUGGUGUUCUAAGCACAAAUCAGUGGUUGAAAUGUCUCGCAGGAAACAGAGGAAACCUCAGCAGCUCAUCUCUGACUGUGACAACUCGACCUCUUCAGAGAAUGGUGACACAGCAGGUGAAGAAGUUCAGGUAUGCAGAAAAUGCUGUGCUCAGUUUGAUGAACCUUCUGAUUUCACCAGGCACAAGGAAUGCUGUCCACUUGACAACCAGGUUGUUGUGAUUGUGGAGAACCAAGCGGAAUCUAAUAGAAAGAGCAAGCAAGCUAGCAUCAGUGAGGAGUCUCGUUCACGACCUAGCUCUCCAGAAAGCUUUGGCUCAGAAAAGAAAACAAUGGUGACUGAACAGUGCGACAGAGGAACAAGUUCUAUGGCCUCUUUGAGACAUGAAAUGGACAAAAAGGGUGUGGGUCCAUCUCAGCGCUUCCUUAUUCCCAAUGGAGGACUGAUUAUGGAUGGGAUGGCAGGACCAAAGGUGGGCUUGGCUCCAAUGAGCCAAGAAGCUGUUCCUGGGGGUCAGACUGCUUCAGCUCCCAUAAACAUUCCUAUGAUCCUGGAAGAACUCAGAGUUCUCCAGCAGAGGCAGAUACGCCAGAUGCAAAUAACAGAGCAAAUAUGUCAACAGGUACUAAUGCUUGGAUCCCUCUCCAUGACUACCCUUAAUACAACAACAUCCUCACCAGAAAGAACAACUAGCACCAGAACUUUACCUGUUUUCAGUCCAUCAAAACAAUCUGAAUGUGGUCCUGAAUCAGCAAAAACAUUUUGCAGAGAUGAAACUUCCAAACAGACUUUUCUUCAUCUCUACAAUCACAUUGGGCAAACAUUUGGAGCCAGAAGCAUUCCUAAUGUAAAGGACAAACUGAUGAGUGGGUUUGGUGACAAGUCAAUUCCAGGGCAAGCUUCUCUUCCAACCUCACCAUCAAGUCAACUUAUUUCUCCACAUGCAAUUUUCCCACCAGGUUUACCUACCUUGCCAGCUGGAUUAUUUUUAGGGGCAAGAGUACUGGAGAAUGCCCCAAGCCUUUUAAAGCAAAAAAAUAGUGAUUCCCUACGUGGUGAAAGUCAGCAAGAAAGGUCAUCAGGAAAGCAUAAAUGUCGUUUCUGUGCAAAAGUUUUCGGCAGUGACAGUGCCCUCCAAAUUCACUUGCGCUCUCACACUGGAGAAAGACCAUACAAAUGCAACAUAUGUGGAAACCGAUUUACUACUAGAGGCAAUCUUAAAGUGCACUUUCAUCGGCAUCGUGAAAAGUACCCUCAUAUACAAAUGAACCCACAUCCUGUUCCUGAACAUUUGGACUAUGUUUUGACUAGUACAGGACUACCGUAUGGCAUGUCAGUACCUCCAGAGAAGGCAGAAGAAGAGACAAUAGAAAAGAAGCCAGUAGUACCUCCAAUAAUGGCCACAGAGGGCUUAAACCUAUUCCCAAGCUCAGGUACUCAAGGUCUACAUUCAAUUAACAAACUGGUACUUAUGAAAGCAGAUGAUGGCUCUGGUGCACUAAAGGCUCCCAAUGUUUGUGCAAAAACAAAGUCUGAUGAAAACACCCCUCCAGUUGAAAGGACAGGGACUGGAGGAACUGAUGUUACUGGAAGAAUGCAACUUAGCAAGCUUGUUACCUCCCUUCCAAGUUGGGCAUUGUUAGCUAGUCACUUUAAAUCUGGAAACUUCCCUUUUUCAUAUACUGUAGAACCACUGGGAUAUUCAGAGACUUCAAAACUCCAACAAUUGGUAGAAAAAAUAGACAAGCAAGCAACUGUGCCUAACCAGUGUGUCAUCUGCUUAAGAGUGUUAAGUUGUCCCAGGGCACUUAGACUUCAUUAUAACCAACAUGGCGGGGAGAGGCCAUUCAAGUGUAAGAUAUGUGGGCGUGCCUUCUCAACAAAGGGAAAUUUAAAAGCCCAUUUUGUAGGUCAUAAAUCCAGUUUAUCCUCAAAGCCUCAAAAUUCAUGUCCAAUUUGCCAGAAAAAGUUUACCAAUGCUGUUACUCUCCAACAGCAUAUAAGGAUGCAUCUUGGUGGACAGAUACCAAAUGGAGAUAUACCCCAUGGAGGUAGCAGCAAAACAGAUUCCAUAGAAGAGAAGACUACUCCAGACUUUUCAGAUGAGAUCAGCACCGAUGAAGACUCUUUGGAUGCCAGUGAAUCAGAGAGUGAAAAGGCAGCACUAAGAGAGUCAGAGAUAUCAAGCAUGGAUGAUGAUGCUGCAGCCUCUGCUGUGAAGAAGAAUAAUGAGAAUAGCUCAUCCCCCCCUGCCACUGUUCAACAUGUUCCAUUUACAGCCAUUGAAGUAGUUACACCAUCAGAAACUAGUAUAACGACUACACCAGCUGCUGAAGCAGCUCUAAAAAAAGAAACAAGUGAUCCUUUAAGGAAAGAAGAUGAUAAAACAGAGAUAGACCAGAGUUCUGAAAAUGCAACAAUUCAAGUUCAAAAUGAUACAGAAAGUAAGCAAGAGCCAGAGACAGAUAUGAGUGACAUGCCAGAAGGAAGCCCAAGUAAAGAAGAAGCCCACACCUGUGACCUCUGUUGUGAAAAACUGCCCAGUAUGGAGUCUCUGGGAGAACACAUGAAAUGCCACACCAAAGAUGGGCUGUUCCAUUGCUUGGUUUGUAAGCAGAGCUUCCUGGAGGCAUCCAUACUGACGAAGCAUGUGCUACAUGCACACCAGGUGAGACAAAAUUUCCCUCCUCAGCCAGUCAGCAGUCCCAAACACCCAAAUGCAGACUUGCCAACUCCAGCCCAAACAUUUCUGGUGAGCGCAGUGAAGAGUGAAGUGUUAAGCCCACCCCAGACAUUGGCACUGGUCCAGCUUCCACGGCUGCCGGUUCCUUCUUCCCUGUCCCCUCCUUUGAGACGCAGCCCUAAGCAGCAUCUGUGCGUAGUAUGUAAGAAGACGUUCUCCUCGGCCAGUGCUUUGCAGAUUCAUGAGAGGAUACAUACAGGAGAGAAGCCUUUUACCUGCAAUAUGUGUGGAAGGGCGUUCACCACACGAGGGAACCUAAAGGUCCACAUGAGUACUCAUGUAUGGAAUAAUAGCACAUCCAGAAGAGGAAGACGGCUCUCUUUGGAUAACCUUGGUCCUUUACUCUCAGGAACCCCAGUGAGGCUGCAGGAUUUCCUGUCUAGAGAUAUUCCUACACAACUGGUUGGAGUUAGUCCACUAUCAUUUUGGAACCAAUACACUGCUUAUCUCACAAGUGGACCUCCACCAUCAAAUGUUAACAUUACGUCCACAGCUGCUGUCAUCUCACCUCCACUUUCGAUUGGCUUGCAGACGGCUAAAGUUGAGCACAUCCCCACUGGAGCAUUAAUAGAAGUCAAGGAAAAGAAAUCAAGUGGAACAGAGGCUUUAUGUGGGAGUCGAGUAAAGGAAGAGAAGUAGACUAGUGCUCCUAAACUCACAGAACAGAGAAUGUGAUUUCAAUAUUACUGAGUCUACUCUCUAUAUAUAAAUGAUUACUCCGUAAUCAACUAUGGGUUUAAAGACUUACUUAGAGAGUGCAUUUUCUCUUGACACUUAACUAAAAUAGUUGCACUGUUUUCUAUUAGUUUUCAAUCUAUGAAAAUCCAAUAAAGUCUCAAUGAGAUAUGGAAAAGGGCUAAUAAUUAGUAACCCCAUAUGUCCCAAUUUACCAGGGACCAUCCUGGUUUUUUACACAUUAAAACUUAAAUUUGAGAAACGUUUUUCCCUUAGUAACCAUGUUAAACAAUGAUUAAGUGGGUGAGUGGAUACCAAUUCCUAGAUUGGAUUUAGUUAAAUAAAUAUUGAAAAAACAUUGUGGAUGGAGCAGCUUGUCAUUUUAAAUGGCUGUAUCGAUUUAUUUUUGCUCAUAAAGAAAUGGACUCCUCACUCCCUAGUUUUUGAGAAAGGAGCAUAGACUGUGUAAUACUAUCCACUACUUACUUAGGUAUACAAUACAAUGGCAAAUAUUACACAUGGAAUGAAGACACAUUAACAUAUUUCUCUGAAAGAAACCAGUGUGGAAAACUUUCUAAAGAAUGAAUAGCAUCUGUGCAAAGCUCAGACACAAGUAAGGGACAUGAACACUAGAACUAACCAACAGCCGGCAUCCUGUCCCCAUUGUUUCCUAUAACCUCUACCUACACAUUGCAAAUUUAUAUUUUGGACAUUUUAUCUUCUACAAGUUGAUGUUGACUGCUACAGAAAAACAUACCCAGUCUACAAGUAAAGUGAAUUUUUCCAUAUACAGCAGAAAAAUCUAUAAAAAUGUUUCAGUGCAGUCUGCUCUGCAUAUCUGCAUCUUGAUGCAGCAGAUGAAGGAGACUUAAGGGGUUGAUCUGGCUUGGAAGCUUGAAUAAUAAGGAAUAAUAGCAACCGAUACAUGACAAUGCUCAGGUUGUAAGGAGAGCAAAUUAAACACUGAGCGCAAGAUGUUCCAAACAUAGUAACGUCUUUGGCAAACUUUACAUCUGUAUGUGUGAAAGCAUAACCUUGGUUUUCAUACAUGAACAGCUCAUAUUGUUGCUAUAUAUUUGCUUUGUGCCAGACUACAUUCAGAAAAUACAUUUAGUUAGAGGCUAUGUAGAGAUAAAGCAUUAAUUCUGUUUUCCUUAGUAUGGUGCAUAUGCUGAUGUUAUUAAUAACAAUACUCCUACUGCCAAACUUUAUAUAUUCAUGGAGACCAUGGCUGUUAUUUGAAUACCGCUACCUUCUUUACCUUUGCUUGUCUGCUUUAUUAAACUUUUAGGGAAUGUACUGGAAAAGUGCUGGUUCUAUUAGGACAAAAGGAAGCUGGAUUUACAAGAGAGUAGAUUAUUGAUAAAAUAGUUUCCAUAUGAAAUGUUUUCUCUUAAUAAAAGUAAUCUCUUUAAUAAAUCAGAUUGACAAUUUUAUUCUAAUGCUUUAUAUGUUUGCAACAUACUUGCCAACUUUUGAAGAACCUCUUGCUGGACAGUCUUGGCGGGGUAGAAAUCGCUUUGUGUCAUCAUGGCCCUAUCUCAAUACACAGUUUUGUACAGUGGGGAAGGGGUCAAAACUACAUAAUUGAAUAUGAAUUGCAUCAAUAAACCUCAAGAGUGCCCCACUCUCUCUCUCUCUCUCUCUCUCUCUCUCUCUCUCUCGUUUGUGAGAGCCUCCAAAAUGUAGGUAUCGCCCAGAUAUUCCAGGAGAGUUGUUAUGGUUUGCAAUAUGGGACAGUUAUGAAAACUGGUGCUCAGGUAACUGUGCAAAAUGGUGCUUUUAUCCAUAUAAACCAACCAGAGUGUAAUUGUCAUGUAGUACAGAACAGAAAUAAAGGCAAAUGUCUGAUUGGUAAA